Molecule: messenger RNA, 1185 nt
Organism: Nerophis lumbriciformis (worm pipefish)
Lineage: Eukaryota; Metazoa; Chordata; Actinopteri; Syngnathiformes; Syngnathidae
Source: RefSeq, a predicted model, not a curated record
AUGCGUCCUGGUGCAGUGAUGUUGCUCCUGGUGCUUCUGGGCAACUUGAUGUCGCCCUUCGUCACGGCUCAAAACGCUGGGUUCAAGAAGUCGCCGAUGUCUGAGACCAAGCUUACGGGGGACACCUUCGAGCUCUACUGCGACGUGCUUGGUAACCCCACCCCAGAAAUCCAAUGGUGGUAUUCCGAAAUCAACAGAGCAGACUCCUUCAAGCAGCUGUGGGACGGAGCCCGCAAGCGUCGAGUUUCAAUUAACACGGCCUAUGGUACCAAUGGUGUUAGUGUGUUAGGUAUCACACGCCUCACACUAGAAGACUCUGGAACUUACGAGUGCCGGGCAAGCAAUGACCCCAAGCGAAAUGACCUGCGACAAAACCCUGCUAUCACCUGGAUUAGAGCCCAGGCCACCAUUUCUGUGCUACAGAAACCGAAGAUCAAUGCAUCUGAUCAGAUCAUCUUGCCGGUGGACUCCCCUGGUGUACCUGUUAGUCUACAUUGCAACCUCACUACUGCCCACACCCCACACACAGAGAGUUUUUGGGUGAAGAAUGGACGAGAAAUUGCUAAUACACGGACUGAGCAGCGGAGCACAGCAUACAGAAUUGUUAAACCACGGGCUGAUGACUCUGGGGAAUACAUGUGUGUAUACACAUUUGAAAUGGCUCCAAAUGCAAAUGCUACGAUUGAAGUAAAAGCAAAACCCGUUAUCACCGGCCACAAACGAAGUGAAAAUAAAAAUGAAGGGGAAAAUGCAACGAUGUACUGCAAGUCGGUUGGGUAUCCACAUCCCACCUGGACAUGGCGUAAAUUGGAAGGGACUUCAUCUAUAGACAUCGACAACUCUACUGGACGCUUCUUCAUCACAAAUCGAGACAACUACACCGAGUUGAAUGUCAUAAACCUGGAUUUAAACACAGAUCCUGGGAAGUAUGAGUGUAAUGCGACCAAUGCUAUUGGGACAACUGCUGAAAUUACCAUCCUCCGGGUACGAAGCCAUCUCGCGCCACUUUGGCCAUUCCUGGGCGUGCUUGCGGAAAUUAUCAUCCUCGUAGUCAUCAUUGUUGUGUACGAGAAACGCAAGAGGCCAGAUGACAUCAUUGAUGAUGAUGAGCCAGUUGCACCAAUGAAAACCAAUUCUACAAACAACCACAAAGACAAAAACGUUCGCCAAAGGAACACAAAAUAA